Molecule: messenger RNA, 148 nt
Organism: Protopolystoma xenopodis
Lineage: Eukaryota; Metazoa; Platyhelminthes; Monogenea; Polystomatidea; Polystomatidae
Source: the annotation of a GenBank genome assembly
UACGAUGCCGACUACGAUGCCGACUACGAUGCCGACUACGAUGCCGACUACGAUGCCGGCGAAACGUCAGGGAAUGUACCACGUCAACCAUCCGACUUUGGAAAUGAUUAUGCAUAAAAUGGACUCCGGACAAUGUGCGUUCCUCUAA